Messenger RNA from Suillus discolor, 904 nucleotides. RefSeq lists its product as uncharacterized. The coding region runs from base 49 to 765 and encodes 238 amino acids. NCBI's taxonomy places the organism in Eukaryota, Fungi, Basidiomycota, Agaricomycetes, Boletales, Suillaceae. The record is from RefSeq and is a predicted model, not a curated record. The transcript is spliced from 3 exons.
GAUCGCAACCCAUCAUAACCGACAAAUCAUCUCCCCUAAAGCACAACUAUGGUUUACUAUGCGUACAUCGAUGACAUCAGCGACAGCUCCUCCCCGCGAUACAUUGCUGUUUUCGCCAGCCGUGCAGUCGCCGAUGAGUGGUGGCGUGGCGUGUCCACUUCCGCCAAUACGAAGUACUCGGACAGUAUCAGACGUGUUGCCCCCCAGUUCUUUACCCACGACGUCAGCAAAGCCAACGCUGCCUCCUCCAUCACUGGCACCCAAGUUGCAUCUAGUUUUUUUGGCAAAGUGUUUUUCAGGCUACUGCCAAGUGAUGUCGGAUUUAGUGUCAUUCCGAUUCUAGAUCUCGUGGAUCAUGUUAGCGGGAACUUAUUUUUCAUCCGCUCCAAAGUCUCUCCUAACGAGUACUGGUACUGUCCGGGAUCGUCAACAGGCAACGUCACGCCUAACUCCAAAGUCUAUGUAUCGUGUACUGAGCGGACCCGCUUCCGGGUCCGCCUCAUCAACGAACGCAAGGACACUACAGGGACCAUCAUGAUUGGCUCUGAUGACAUCGCUAUUACCCUGACUUCCACCAACCUAUCCAUCAGAGUCUCCCGCAGCGGCCAUUUGAUCGUUUCGAAAAACCCUGAGCUAGGGCUGAAGUUCAGUGACCUUGUGAACGGAUUCGGGGUGGCAACUCCCUUGCUGGACAACGAGGGUCAUCGCGAGAAUGUAAAGGAACUCUUCAAGACGGAUGAUGGGGAAGAAUGGGAACUUGCUUGAACUGGUGUCAUUUGAUGUUGACAAAGCACUUGCAUAUGCACGCGAAGUUGGCUUUUACUCUUAUGAUAGAAGCUACGUCAACUCGUUCUGCAACUACAAAAGCAUGCCAGAUGAUGACAUCAUCUGGUAGAUAUUUCAG